Molecule: messenger RNA, 1263 nt
Organism: Entrophospora sp. SA101
Lineage: Eukaryota; Fungi; Glomeromycota; Glomeromycetes; Entrophosporales; Entrophosporaceae
Source: the annotation of a GenBank genome assembly
AUGGAAAUUAUUGAUCGAGCAAUAAUAUGCGGUUUAAUAAUAUCAGUUCCUUUAUUGGUUACUUCUGCUAGCAGAUUAAUACCAUUUUUCCAAAAUAAAGGUUUAAUUGAUGAUGACAUUUGGCCAGAGUUUAUGAUGACCGCAAUUCCAUUUAUAACUUUUAUAACAUUUGGAACAACUUCAGCAAUAAGAAGGCAAUUACCAACAUCGUCGCCAAAAACACCAUCAUCUGUUCUUACAAAAACACCAAAUUCAAUAACUUUUCCAUCAUCAUUUAAUAAUCAUGACUACAAUUAUGAUAGUAACAACAAUUACAACAAUUACAACGAUCACAAUAACGACAAUAAUCCAUCAACUAUGGUUACGUCAACAUUCAGUAAUCGAGUUAACGCAACGACGGAUCCAUUUAUUAAUCGUCGUAAACAACCACCUUUACAAUUAAACAUCCAUCAGAAUAAUCGCAGUGGUGGAAGCAGUAGCAGUAAUAACAAUAAUAUUAGUCGCGUUGAUAGUAUCUCUAAAAGAAUCGAUAAAAAUGCAAUAUCAAAAAGAGACUACGACCAUUCAAGUUUAUUGGCAAGAGCGAUGUCAGGAAAAUCUAUUUUGAAACUUAUCGAUGAUGUGGAUGAUGAUGAGUUGAAAGAAAGGAAUGAAAACGGUGGCAGCGGCAGCAAGAGCAGUGAUGACAAUAAUACAAAUGCUACUUUUUCUAAUAGCAAUAAUAAUAAUGGUGCAAUGAAAAUAUUAACUGAAGGCACUACUUUUAAAAUAGUUGAUAAUUCACGACAAUCCUCACCUGAAGCUAUAAUACAAAUACCAACAAUUAAUAUUACAAAAGCAUCCCUAGCAAUAAAUCAAAAUUGUCAAUUAAUUAUUGAUCGACCUCCAAGUUUUUAUUUUUUGAAUGAUGAAAAUGCGUUUGGUAAAAGCAGAACUAGUAGCAGAAAUAGCGGCAACAGAACCAGUAUCAGAACCACCAGUAAUAGUAGCCAACGAUAUAAUUCACAAUACUCUGAUAAAUAUUCACUUUAUAGUAAUGAUGAUAACAGAAAUAGUUUUAGAUCAACCUCCUCUUUUAUUAGCUAUAAUGGUAGUGGAAAUAAUUUGCCGUCAACGCCUUCUUUUGGACCUCCUAAAAGAAUCCAAUCCAGUCUUAGAAUUCAAGUUAACAUUAAUGAUACUGACAACCAACUUUCAUCGUCACCAACAUCUUUAACGCCGCGAACAAACAUCUUCAAUGCUGACAAGUCAAAAAACAAAUAA